Miscanthus lutarioriparius is the source of this 1695-nucleotide messenger RNA. NCBI's taxonomy places the organism in Eukaryota, Viridiplantae, Streptophyta, Magnoliopsida, Poales, Poaceae. The record is from the annotation of a GenBank genome assembly.
AUGUCCCCGGUUAGCUUGGCCUUGCUGUGGCUAGCUCUCUCACUUGUAGCAGCCGUCGAACCAGCUGAUGACCAAGAGGCUAGCUGCUCGCCCAAGUUGUGCGGCAACCUGACUAUCUCAGAGCCAUUUGGAUUUGUUCCGGAGCAGGCAACCGACACAAAAUGCGGUCGGCUGGGAUUCGUGGUCCAUUGCAACAACAGCAUUCCAUACCUCGGCUAUUAUCGGCGAAAGUAUAGAUUCCAGAUCCUCAACAUCUUCUACGACAACAGCUCCUUGCUUGUCGCUGACAUCCACAAGCUUGAGGACUUCAUCGGAUCCAACUCCAAGGUCUGCCAUGUUCUGACUGCCAACACCUCCUCCAAAAUCGGCCUUCCAUUCUCGAUCAGCCCCGUCAAUCUGAACCUCAUCUUCUACAUGUGCACCAAGACACCGGAGCCGGAUAGGGGGCUUGUGGAGACGAAAUGUGGCAGCAGCUUGUUUGUUCUUGUGCCAGUGCGGGAGGCAUUUGGCGAGGCGAACGCGAGCAGCUAUGAGCAACUCAUCAGCGAUGGCUUCCUCUUGACAUGGCAGCCAACAUCAGGUUCCAUGUCUGCUACAGCUGGGUUGUUUUUCACAUGUCUUCUUUGGUUCAUAUAUCGUCGGAAACAAAAGCUCGGUCUCUUCAUUCUCCAAAAGCAUGCUCGGAGUCAAUCAAAUAUGGAAGAGAUAAUAAGGAGAUAUCAAUCACUGACCCCAAAGAGGUACAGUCACUCGGAUCUGAAGAAAAUAACAAGAGGUUUUAAGGAAAAAUUAGGAGAGGGUGGUUAUGGUACAGUAUUCAAGGGUACUCUACCAGAUGGCCAUAUGGUUGCUGUGAAAAUCUUAAAAGGAUCCAAAGGCAAUGGAGAGGAAUUCCUAAAUGAGGUUACUAGCAUUGGUAGGACUUCCCAUGUCAAUAUUGUCAGUUUAUUUGGCUUUUGUUUACAGGGAUCUAAGAGAGCCCUUGUUUAUGAGUACAUGGCCAAUGGCUCUUUAGAGAAGUAUAUUUAUUCAGAGAGUUUAAAGUCGGCACUUGGAUGGGAAAACUUGAGGAAAAUAGCUAUUGGCAUCGCACGAGGCCUGGAGUAUUUGCAUCAGGGCUGCAGCACCCGCAUCAUUCAUUUUGAUAUUAAGCCCCACAACAUCCUUCUUGAUGAAGACUUCUGUCCCAAAAUUGCUGAUUUUGGAUUGGCAAAACUGUGUCAUGUCAAGGACAGUGCUCUCUCAAUGGCUGAUGCAAGAGGCACCAUUGGUUUCAUUGCUCCAGAAGUGUUUUAUAGAGGGUUUGGAGCUGUGUCAACUAAGUCAGACGUUUACAGCUAUGGAAUGAUGGUACUACAAAUGGUAAGCAGCCCGGGAAAUACUGAGAAUUCUAGUGAAACGUAUUUUACCGACUGGAUUUAUGACUGCCUGGUAAAGGAUUUGCAAAGCCAUGAAGUCACAUGCGAGCUAGAAGAGACUGCAAAGCAGAUUGCUCUAGUUGGCUUGUGGUGCAUACAAGAUGGCCCCAGGAAGUCGUCCUUCCAUGAAUACAGCCACAGAAAUGUUGGAGAAGAAUAUCAACGAAUUGGAAAUGCCACCCAAGUCAUUCCUUUCCUGCCCCCUGCCCCAAUCAAAUUUCUCAUCUUAGCCAAGAUAUUCCCUAUUGGGAUGACUCAUAUCAUCUAUGUUUUAUAA